Topomyia yanbarensis is the source of this 1840-nucleotide messenger RNA. RefSeq lists its product as uncharacterized. The record is from RefSeq and is a predicted model, not a curated record. The coding region runs from base 248 to 1840 and encodes 530 amino acids. NCBI's taxonomy places the organism in Eukaryota, Metazoa, Arthropoda, Insecta, Diptera, Culicidae. The transcript has 2 exons.
AAUAACAGAAUUUUAAACGUUAAUAAUCAAAUAUUUAGAAUUUUGUUUCCUACAAUCCUACGUUGUAAACGAUCGCCCGAAGACUUUCAACCUUUUUGUAUUUAUCACCUAUCGCUGGCUCACGGGUGCGAACGCGAGAAUAUUUUAAAAUUAUGGGAAUGUAGCAGUUCUAACAAUUUAAACAUUUUAUUUCCCUUCAGUGAUUCGUUGUGGUUCUUUGGGUUCGAUUCUCAACGGAAAGGUCAUCAUGUCUAAGACUAGUUACAAUGGCGUUGUUCGCUUUGUUUGCGAUGAUGGAUUUUACUUAUCCGGAGUUGAUGAAGCUCGCUGCACGAUUAACGGAAAUUGGUCUGAUUCGCUCCCGGAGUGUAUUAGUAUGGUUAAAUGUCCUGCAUUAGUUCCAUCUCAGAGAUCUAAUAUAAUUUAUGCCUCUGAAAGAGGUGUUUUGAUCAACACUUUCAAUAGCUAUGCAAUAGGAACACUUGCUGAGGUGGGAUGCGAUGAUGGAUUUUCAGUAGAUGGUGAAAAUCUGCUAACUUGUCUGGAAAAUGGAAGUUGGGACAUGUCAAUGCCUGACUGCAUACCUCAGGAAUCCAUAUUGAGUACUACCGAAUUCUAUUCACUGGCAGCAGGAAGCAGUUCAAAAGUACCGAGCAUAAUAAAAAUCAAUCGACGUACUGAUAUUCGGUUCUGGAAGCAAUUAAGAGACUAUUUAUUCUACGGUUGUAAACCAGUAGAUCAGACGAAAAAGUCACAUUUCUGCCAGGAUGGAGAGGAAUUUUCACAUGAUUUGGGAGAUCUCACUUUCUUUGAUUUACCCGAUUCAAACGAGUAUCAAAACAUGGACAGCAAGUUACUCGAACGACUAGAAAAAACUACAAAGCCUGACAAUAAUUUGAAAGUGUACAAUCUAUUGAAGUAUAUAUUGUAUGGUACAAUUGGUUCAAUCAGCAAUUCGCAGCGUCUGUCGAAAGAAGCUGAAGAUUCCUAUAGGUUCGUGAUCUGCUUGUUCAUUGACAUCAUUAUGAUGGACCGAGAAGUUUCCUUCGAUGAAGAGAUUUUGUUGGACAUCAAUUCAAGAGAAAAUACUAAUUCCAAAGUAAAAAGCCUACUCAAAAACGUGGUUCAACCGAUCUACGAGACACAUGUUCGCAUGCAAGAAGAAGAACGUCAGCGAGACAUCAUAAAUCAGAGAAAUGCACUUAAAAGGAUUAUUGCUUUAGCGGAAGAAAAGCGAACUCCAACUUAUUCGUGUAGACUGAACUCUCUGCCAGAUCCUCCAAUUGAUAGUAAAAUUAUUGCUAUAGAGAAUAGUGCUCUCACACUUCAAACGGCUGAUUUGCGGAUUGAAAAACUUCGAAAGCGCACUGAAACAGUUUCCAUUGGAGUUCGUAUGAUAUACGAAUGCAACACGGGUUUUACAAUGAAAGGCCCGGGAUAUGUCGAAUGCUCAAAAGAAGGACAAUGGAGUUACUUGGACAGUUUCUGUGAGGGUGUUCUCUGUGAGCAACCUCCAUUUCCUCCAGGUAUGGUAAUAGCUGACAGCUCAAAGGAUUCACAAUACUAUUAUGACGAUGAAAUCGAGUACAAUUGCCUGGAAGGUUAUGCGAUGCAAGGCCAUCCUAUAAUUAAAUGUUCUGUGGAUGGAAAAUGGUCUCCAGUGAUGGCAAGAUGCACGAAAAUAUCUUGUGGGAAACCAAAGGUUACCAACUCUGCAAAAAUUAUUGCAGGAAGUUCCUAUCAGUUUGGCGAACACCUGAAAAUACUCUGCGAGGAUAGACGUACUAUUGAAAUAACUUGCCAAGCAAGCGGUACAUGGAGCGUGUUCGAAGAUUGUUAA